This is a messenger RNA of Gilbertella persicaria, 906 nucleotides long. RefSeq lists its product as uncharacterized. The record is from RefSeq and is a predicted model, not a curated record. NCBI's taxonomy places the organism in Eukaryota, Fungi, Mucoromycota, Mucoromycetes, Mucorales, Choanephoraceae. The transcript is spliced from 3 exons. Bases 1 to 906 code for a protein of 301 amino acids.
AUGGGUAUUGAAGACAUUGCAAAUGAAUAUUUGGUGGAUAGAUCUAACCUCUACACAGACCUUGAUCAACUUGAACGUUCAGUAGAAGCAGAAUUCGAACAGUAUUUAAACCAGGCACGCUCUUUUCCUUUUCAUAAAGACUUGCGUGAUGCCUCUGUUCAUUCAGAUCGUGAUAUCCUAGGUUCUGAAAUACUAGAUCAAAUGAAAAGCGACAGUCAUGUAUCACAUCCAAGUGGUGUGGAUGAACACUAUAAUGUUCGACCCUUAAGAAACACAACAUCCAAAAGUAGAUCUAUUUCUCCUGGUGCCUAUUUUGGUGCAAGAUCAUUGCCCCUAAGUUCCAUUGAUCGUGCUUGGUUAAAACAAAAUGAUCUUUCAAGCACUCAUCUCAAGACAGAAACAGAGAGCUUAUUAACAUCUCGCUUUAAAUCACUACCCAAAUCUAUUCAAUCAACAACCUACCAUUUACCUAAACAACAACACACAUAUACCCAAACACAUCCUGCUACACAACCAUGUCACAUCACACCUUCUUCUCUUCAGUUUGAAUGUCAAGUGACCAACACGACCAUCUAUGCCAAAGUCGCUCAUCUCACACUUACGAAUCCCAAUCCAGAUCCAUGCACCUAUUCGCUCUUUUCUGCUCACCAUCGAUUGACAUGUGAAACAGGAGGCACUGUGCCUCCCCACACCACCCUCGAGGUCCCUAUCAACAUUAACGCCCAUGGAUUCACAUCAUAUCAACACACUUUAUCUGAUACACUCUUGGUACUCAUCGGCCCAGAUCAAGUCCAUACAUGUCAUGUGACGAUCGAUUUUAUUGUACUAGAAGAUCUUGUGCCAAAAGGUAGACCUAAAUGUCGCUAUUGUGCUAUAGAACAAGGAUAUCCACUCCAUCAUCAAUAA